UAGAUUUCAACGUGCUACUAUGGCAACACAGCCACCCCAAGAGUUCUUCAGUGAAUGAAUGUUUGGUCUCCAGACUUCAAGAUUAUCUCCCCCAGAGCCCCAGAAACAAAGAUAAAGUCUGCUACUGGAUCAACAAUGUGCCAACAGCCAUAUCGCCACACAACUUUACCCCAGACAUUGCAACCUCUUGCUAUCGAACCUGUACUCUUAAAGCAACCCCAGAAUCUUCAGUCUACCUCAUCUGCAGUGAUGCCACGAUCCUCACAGUUGUUACCUGCACAGAUGUUUAAAUCGUCUCAAUCAGAGCUUGUUCUGUUAUCACAAGAGAAAGUACCUUCCUUUGAUGCACACCAAGAUCCUGUUUUAGCAGAUCUCUGUAGACCACUACUUUGUAAAUUAUGCAAUGUAUCCCUGAAUUCAACACAGCAAGCACAGGCACAUUAUCAGGGCAAAAACCACUCAAAGAAACUUCGUAAUUAUUAUGCUGGGCAUCAGUGUGUGGCUACUCCCAAACUGACUCAUUUUGUAGAUCAACCAGGCACACAACUUCACCCACCAGCAUCCCAGGUAAUGUAA
Molecule: messenger RNA, 576 nt
Organism: Rhincodon typus (whale shark)
Lineage: Eukaryota; Metazoa; Chordata; Chondrichthyes; Orectolobiformes; Rhincodontidae
Product: zinc finger matrin-type protein 3-like
Exons: 3
Coding region: 55-576 (173 amino acids)
Molecular function (GO): nucleic acid binding; zinc ion binding
Source: RefSeq, a predicted model, not a curated record